AAACGCUCCUCGGUUUAGUCUCUGCCUCCUUCAGACCAGCAGGGACCAGGAGCCGGGCACGAUCGAGCCGCACUCGGCCUCUCGGGAAGACGAAGGACCCAGAGAUCUCUUGAAUCUGAAUCCGUGAGGACCGUGUGCGGAGCCGCGAUGGUUUGUGGAGGAUACGUCUGCACCAAGAACGCACUGUGCGCGCUCAACAUACUUUAUGUCUUGGUGAGUCUGCUGCUGAUCGGAGGGGCCGCCUGGGGGAAAUGGUUCGGCCUGGUCUCCAGCAUCCAGGUGGUGGCCGGCGUCAUUGGCGUGGGCAUCUUCCUGUUCCUGGUUGCCUUCGUGGGUCUGUGCGGUGCCCUGAAGCACCACCAGGUCCUGCUCUUCUUUUACAUGAUGAUUCUGUUCCUCGUGUUCGUGGUGCAGUUCGCGGUGUCCUGUGCUUGUCUGGCCCUGAAUAAAGACCAACAGAACCAUCUGCUGGAGAUCGGCUGGAACAAAUCCGAGGCCACUCAACUGGACGUGGAGAAAACGCUCAACUGCUGCGGCUACUCCACCGUCAACUACAACGGCACCUGUGCUGCUACCUGCUUUAAAGUCCCGUCACCGGCUUGUGAAACCUGCUCAAACAUCAUCCAGCGGUAUGCCGGAGAGGUGCUGAGGUUUGUGGGCGGUGUCGGGCUCUUCUUCAGCUUUACAGAGAUCUUCGGAGUUUGGCUCGCCCACAGAUACAGAAAUCUCAAAGAUCCCCGAUCAAACCCUGGAGCCUUUCUAUAGCCAGGCACAGAUGAAUACAUUGCACUGCUGAAUAACUCUUUGUCCCCAUAAAUAACCUGUACAUCUGUUUUUAAUGUAAGGCAGAAAAAAAAGAGUUUUCUGGGCCUUUAUCUCUUCUCUAAAUCUUUGCUGCUCAGUUACUCUCAUUUAAAUUAUGUACGUUUUGAUGCUGGAAAUAAAUGUGUCUUUAAGUUGGUUAGUACACUUAUUUACUGUUGUUACUAAGAGUUGGAGAAGAUCUUUAUCACUCAAAUGCCUGUAGGGAGCUGGAGCUAGCAGCCAGCUAGCUUAGCUUAAAACCUUGAAGCGGAGGAGAACAGUUAGCAUGGCUCCGUCCCAAGUUAACUAAAUGGACACAUCUAUUCUUAUUGAUAAACACAUGCUUCUGUAUCUUUCUUAUUAAUCUCAAUAAUAAAAAAACGACCAAACUCUAAGAAGAUAGAAGAUAGAAGAUCUGCAGGGAGGUUUUUUUGCCAGAUGAUUUUCAGGUGGUAGCAUUGACACACUGAACACACUCACACCUCCUAUGGAACUGGAAUGCUAUCAAUUCAGGUUAUGCGGUUGUGACCUCAUUCCGUCAUUUGUCUUUCGGCCUUUUCUUGGCGCUUCAACCAUAAGACCACAAAUACAAACCAUUACAAUUGGGUUUUUUCAAACAUGACCUGUGACCUCUAGCUGCGUCCUUCUGCUUCGUCACAGAAGCUCACAGCGACUGUGUUUAGUCACCACACAAACACACACACACCUUGUGCAAAUAAAAUGCAGGGUAGCACCACGAGUGUAGCACCACUCCUAGAUAAGAACUUCACAGGUGAACACACACACACACACACACAGACACACACGCUCUGCAGACAGUGGAUUUGUGUUGGACUUGCAGGAAAAUAUUAAAAUCCAGCUCGAUAUUAUCAAACUAACAUUUUGUUUUAUUUGUGUAUUUAUUGCUCUUUGAUUUGAAUAAAAACAUUUUACAAUCUGA
Molecule: messenger RNA, 1744 nt
Organism: Pleuronectes platessa (European plaice)
Lineage: Eukaryota; Metazoa; Chordata; Actinopteri; Pleuronectiformes; Pleuronectidae
Product: tetraspanin-13
Exons: 6
Coding region: 148-765 (205 amino acids)
Cellular component (GO): membrane
Source: RefSeq, a predicted model, not a curated record